This is a messenger RNA of Vicia faba (fava bean), 477 nucleotides long. Lineage: Eukaryota; Viridiplantae; Streptophyta; Magnoliopsida; Fabales; Fabaceae. The record is from the annotation of a GenBank genome assembly.
AUGAAGAGUCCACAUAUCAAGGAAUCUAAACCUGAAGAUGGCUUUCACUUUUUACAGAAAAAAGUUGAAAGAAAACUGAGAAUAUCAGAUACGCAUUCCCACGGUCCGUUUCAUCUGAGAAGAGAAGAAAACGCCAACAGAAAUCCUGUUCUUGACCUUGCGCCGCCUCAGAACCAGUCGCCGUUCACCUCUUCCCACUCACCGUCUUCUGCGCAGUCUGAAGAUAUGGGUGACCGACAAGUAGUUGACCAACAACACACAGUUGAUCAACAGAUGCCAUCUUCUCCUCCUCUUCCUCCUCCUCCUUCGAAGGAUGAUAUGAUUUCUUGUGUUAUGGCUUUGGAGGCUGCUUUGCUUCCCUGUUUGCCAGCCAGGGAACUUCAAGCGAUAGACCGUUCUCCACACCCUUCUCAUCAAAUUAUGAAUGCACCAAUCAUCCACGGGGAGAAAAGAAGGGUGGUAAAAGGUUACUUUUGA